Messenger RNA from Symbiodinium necroappetens, 354 nucleotides. NCBI's taxonomy places the organism in Eukaryota, Dinophyceae, Suessiales, Symbiodiniaceae. The record is from the annotation of a GenBank genome assembly.
AUGGUGGUAGCUGAACUUCUACAAUGGGAUGCUCCGAUUGCCCUCAUUCUUCUGGUCCUACUGACAAGAUUUAACGAUCGCUUGACCCACAAACAGGACUACGACUACGUGGAGAUCUUCGCUGGAGCCGGGGAGGUAAGUGCAAAGCUCCGGGAGGAAGGCUUACGGGGUGCUCCCAUCGACAUCCUGCUUAACCCCAUGCUCUUCGACCUCACCACUGAAACAGGUUUCUGCUUGAACAGCCCGCUCAAAGCAUCUUACCCUCCCACCCGAGAUGGUCCUGGUUCGUGGACAAAGUUUCAGUUCCUGGGCGAGCCACAAGGGAUGAAUAUAGGGGAUAUCUAUGAAGGCUGA